Molecule: messenger RNA, 1903 nt
Organism: Camellia sinensis
Lineage: Eukaryota; Viridiplantae; Streptophyta; Magnoliopsida; Ericales; Theaceae
Source: RefSeq, a predicted model, not a curated record
UCUCUCUCUCUCUCUCGGUUAUUAUAAGUCUGUUUUUCAGUUUUCUGUCCCUAAAUAUUGGUCAUUUUUCUCUGUUAGUCUUUCGGGAUGCCUGUAUUGCCCUUGAAUGCUCUGCCGGUAGGGUACCGAUUUAGCCCGACGGACGCAGAACUCAUCAAUCACUUCUUAAGCUCCAAGAUCACUGGCAAUCAGGAGGUUGUCACUCAAAUUCGUGAGGUUGAUCUCUGUAAAUUUGAACCCUGGGAUUUGCCUGCUAUGUCGCUGAUAGAAACGAAUGAUGAUAAGUGGAUCUUCUUCUGUCCCAAAGAUUCCAAGUAUAACAACGGGAAGCAAUCGAACAGAGCGACUAGAGCUGGGUAUUGGAAGGCCACGGGCAAGGAUAGAUCGAUCAAAUCUGUUAAUGGAACAACUGUGAUUGGCACGAUGAAGACUUUGGCUUUCUAUACUGGGAGUGCUCCUAAAGGGCAAAGGACUGACUGGGUUAUUCAUGAGUACUCUGCAACCAGUGAGGGGCUUGGGGGUUCUAACCCGGGACAGGGAUCAUUUCUCCUGUUUAAGUUAAUGAAAAAGCAUGACAAGAAGCUAGACAGAAAGCAGGAUGACAGCACUGAAGGUUUGAUCUGCAAUGAAGUUGACAAGAAUGUUUCUUCUUCUGCCACAAUUAUAUCAUUUAUGCCAUAAGAGUUGGCGACUCCUAGGAUGAAUGCCCUAACUGAAAAGCUACCUUCUAGUAGCAACAGUUGGCUCGCUCAAAAUUCUGAGAGUUUAUUUAUACGAUAGAUGUGCUGCUAAUGAUGAUCUGGAAUUUGAUCAAGAAGUGUGGAGACAUCUUGUUGACCCAAAUCUGGAACCACUAGAUUCCCCUGGCAAAAUCUUUUCCCCCUUGCACUUGCCGUGGUACAGUCUUUGUUCGAAUGACAUGCAUUUACCUAUCUCUAAUGAUGUGGGUCCAGACCACAAUGCGGUUCAGUCUCCUUAUGGAACAAACGAACUGUAUAUGGCUGUGCACUUAUCUAGAGUCCUAGCUACCUCAGAUGAACAGACCUGUGAAGAUUCUGGCAGUAGCAAGAAUUUGGCUGUUGAAGCAGCCCAGACACAGGUAUGCCGAAGUCUCCAAGUCCUAGCUACCUCAGAUGAACAGACCUGUGAAGAUUCUGGCAGUUCCAAGAAUUUGGCUGUUGAAGCAGCCCAGGCACAGUUUGAUCCUGAAGGAUCAAGCAAUAAUAGCAAUGCCGUCAACAAUGCUGAUAUUUCUGGACCUGAAAUCAAAUUAAGGACUCACCAACCUCAUGAUCAACGACGGGUCGAAAACUUUGGGCCACAGGGUACACGAAGAAAAGCGCGGAAGGGCCGUUUUCGUUUAUCUUACCCCAGCAAUUUUAGAGAUUUGAGCUACAGGGAAGAAAACCAUGAAGCAAAAGUAGUAGUAGCUAAGGCUGGAGAAGCUGAAGAAAAGCUUAGUGUCACCGCUGAUCCUGCUGCUAUCGUAGAUGAGACCCAGGAUACAUCCCUUUCCAAGUCCAAUGAUGUCACAACACUUGUUCAAGAACAGGCUUGGAUCAUGAAAUCAGGAAGUGAUUUUCCAAGAGGCGGUGACAAAGAGGUUCCCUCUGUGUCAUGGAUAGCUCUUCCAUGUCCUCAUCUAUGUAUGUGCUUGGGGUACUUUUGGCUAUAGGUUUACCUAUUGUCAUUAUAUGGGUUUAUGGAGAUGGCUUGAGUUUUGAAUUUGAUUAGAGAAGAGACCUUAUUUUGUGUAUGAUUGGCCCCCUAGUUAAUGUUUUAAUCAGGUAAUUAAGAUACAAUGGAUAGGGUAAUUAUGUCUAUAUCAACUUCUUAUAUACAACAGCACUUCUAAGUAAUAUUCUGAAAUGGAAGCCUUCUUGUACACGAUGUACUAUUCGGA